AUGCGACUCACCCGCUGCCAGGCUGCUUUGGCAGCUGCCAUCAUCCUCAACCUCCUGGUCUUUUUCUAUGUCUCGUGGCUGCACCAGCCAAGGAACUCCCGGGCGCGUGGUGGCCACCGUGGGUCAGCUGCCAGCCCCCAAGUCACCAUCCUGGUGCGAGAAUUCGAGGCCUUUGACAACGCUGUCCCUGAGCUGGUGGACUCCUUCCUUCAGCAGGAUCCAGCCCAGCCCGUGGUGGUGGCAGCCGACACACUUCCCUACCCACCACUGUCCCUGCCCCGCCUACCCAACGUCCGCUUGGCAUUGCUCCAGCCCGCCCUGGACCGGCCUGCCGCGGCCUCGCGCCCAGAGACCUACGUGACCACAGAGUUUGUGGCCCUGGUGCCUGAUGGAACGAGGGCCGAGGUACCUGGCCAGCUGGAGCGAAUGGUAGAGGCGCUCCGGGCAGGAGGUGCUCGCCUGGUGGCCUCUCCGGUCGCCACUGCCAACCCCACGCGGUGCCUGGCUCUGAACGUCAGCCUGAGGGAGUGGACAGCCCGCUAUGGCCCGGCCCCUUCUCCACCUCGCUGCGACGCCCUGGACGGGGACGCUGUGGUGCUGCUACGCACUCGUGACCUCUUCAACCUUUCAGCGCCCCUGGCACGGCCGCUGGCCACCAGCCUCUACCUGCAGACUGCACUCCGCGGCUGGCAGGUGUGGUUGCUGGAGCAGCGCCCCUUUGCUGUUGCACAUCAGCCCCCGCUCAGCACGGCGCAUGCACGCUGGAAAGCAGAGCGUGAAGGGCGUGCGCGACGCACGACACUGCUGCGGACACUGGGCAUUCGCCUAGUGACCUGGGAGGGUGGGCGAGCCGAGUGGUUCGGCUGCAGCAAGGAGAGUACGAGGUGCUUUGGGACGGUGGUGGGUGACACGCCGGCCUACCUGUAUGAGGACCGCUGGACGCCCCCGUGCUGCCUGCGAGCACUGCGGGAGACCGCCCACUACGUGGUGGGCGUCCUGGAGGCAGCUGGUGUGCGCUACUGGCUGGAAGGUGGUUCGCUGCUGGGCGCUGCCCGUCACGGCGACAUCAUCCCCUGGGACUAUGAUGUUGAUCUGGGCAUCUACCUGGAGGACGUGGGCAACUGCGAGCAGCUGCGCGGGGCCGAAGCAGGCUCCGUGGUGGACGAGAAGGGCUUCGUGUGGGAGAAAGCGGUGGAAGGCGACUUCUUCCGUGUGCAGUAUAGCGAGAGCAACCACCUACACGUAGACCUGUGGCCCUUCUACCCACGCAACGGGGUCAUGACCAAGGACACGUGGCUGGAUCACAGGCAGGACGUCGAGUUCCCCGAACACUUUCUGCAGCCCCUUGUGCGCCUGCCCUUUGCUGGCUUCGUGGCCCAGGCACCCAACAACUACCGCCGCUUCCUGGAGCUCAAGUUUGGCCCCGGGGUCAUCGAGAACCCCGAGUACCCUAACCCAGCCCUCCGGAGCCUAGCAGAAGGCAGUUGA
This is a messenger RNA of Chrysochloris asiatica (Cape golden mole), 1488 nucleotides long. It is a transcript of the gene FKRP, whose product is annotated as fukutin related protein. The transcript has a single exon. The coding region runs from base 1 to 1488 and encodes 495 amino acids. Gene Ontology annotation, cellular component: Golgi apparatus. Gene Ontology annotation, biological process: protein O-linked glycosylation via mannose. The record is from RefSeq and is a predicted model, not a curated record. NCBI's taxonomy places the organism in Eukaryota, Metazoa, Chordata, Mammalia, Afrosoricida, Chrysochloridae.